This is a messenger RNA of Radiomyces spectabilis, 810 nucleotides long. RefSeq lists its product as uncharacterized. The record is from RefSeq and is a predicted model, not a curated record. The coding region runs from base 257 to 712 and encodes 151 amino acids. NCBI's taxonomy places the organism in Eukaryota, Fungi, Mucoromycota, Mucoromycetes, Mucorales, Radiomycetaceae. The transcript is spliced from 5 exons.
CAUUGCGCAGCAAUUUUAUCUGUUUUCAACAAACAGCAAAGCGCCUGGCAGGACAUGCCCCAUUGAUGGAUGAUUGACGAGUGGACGCAGCACAUUCUUGCCCUCCGGGACGCGUCCACUCCGAUGUUUAUGAAUACAUUGAUCGUGCGACGUGCAGCCGAUUUCGUGCGGGUGUACUACAAGAGCAUGAUAUUGGUCAGCACACGCUCCCUCAAGCAGCCAAAAACAAAAUUGAAGACAUUACAGUAUAUCGAGCAUGGCAAACGAAUCCAUGCGUUUGCCCGCAUCUCGGGCAAUCACGAUGCUCAUGACCGGAGACACAAUGACCCCCUUCAACCGGACGCUUCUCUCAAUUCGAAACAUGGUCGAGAAACUGCCCGAUGAUUAUCUUGACGGUAGCCCAAUGAAAACCGAAUCGAUCACAAGGACGUUGGUGAGCGACGAAAAAGCACUAUCUGAGGAAAAGCCGGACGCAAUCAUCAGUGUAAUCAACGGUGCAUCGUUUAGUCGAGCGAUUGCGUACGGAAUAGCCAAGUCAGAGGUGCAGGCAAUCAACCACAAUCUUGUAACAAGGACUUGGGACGCCUUGGACGACUGGCAAAGGGAGCAUCAGAUACCAACGGCACCAAAUUUGGCAUUCGCAUUCUUUGUGGGUUAUAAGCAAUCAUGCCGCUUUUUAUCGCGUCCAGCGACACCAAUCAUGCCUGAAUAGGACAUGUGCAACUGCCACCACACGAGUCCACAGUUCGGUGACCUCACUGGCUUGGCAAUCAUAACAGCUCAAUUUGAGCUUGAUGUGGUGCCAGAUGU